AUGCCUCCAGCUACAAUGCGUGCAGUUGUUCUCAAGGGGGAUUUCGAGGUCGCCGUCGAAGACCGUCCGUAUCCAAAACUUCAAAAUCCAACCGACGCCAUUCUCAAAGUCACAUCGACUGCACUUUGCGGCUCCGACCUACACUUCUACCGCGGCCAUCUCAAGUGUCCACCAAACUUCAUCUGCGGCCAUGAAUUCGUCGGCAACAUCGUCGAAAAGGGCGACCAGGUCACCAACUUUGCCGUGGGAGAUCAGGUCGUCGUCCCCUUUUACACCGCGUGCCAGGAGUGCUACUACUGCGUCCGGGGCCAGGCGAGCCGCUGUUCCAAGGGCGAGUUGUUCGGGAACAGUGUGCCCGCCAACACCAUCGAUGGCGGCCAGGCAGAGUACGUGCGGGUACCGUUGGCGAACAGCACACUCUUCAAGACCCCCAAAGGAAUCCCCGAGGAGAUGCUCGUGCUGAUGGCCGACAUCUUCCCGACGGGCUACUUUGCCGCUUCGCGCUUCCUCAAGAACCUCCCGCAGCGCGACCGCGACGAGUACACCACGGUCGUCAUCGGGUGCGGGCCCGUGGGCAUCUGCGCCAUCACGUGCGCCCUGACCAUGGUCAAGACGGUGUACGCCAUCGACACGGUCCCCGACCGGCUGGAGGAGGCGAGGAAGAUCGGCGCCAUCCCGAUCGACCUCAACGACGGGCCCGUCGACAAGAUCAAGGCGGCCAGCGGGGGCCGCGGCGCCGACGUCGUGCUCGAGGUCGUCGGCCACGCGGACGCCUUCAUGCUGGCCUUCGACCUGGUCCGGCCGUGGGGCCAGAUCAGCUCCGUGGGCGUGCACACGGAGCAGCUGCCCUUGAACGGCCUGCUGUGCUACGGCAAGAACGUGACCAUGGCCUUCGGCCGGUGUCCCGUGCGCAGCAUCUUCGAGGACGCUCUGGCGGUCCUGGUGCAGGAACAGAAAAAGGUCGCCUUCCUGUGUGGCAAGACCAUGUCCCUCGAGGACGCCCCCGGGGCCUACAGGGACUUCGAGGCCAGGAAGGUCCACAAGAUCGUCUUCAAGAUGCCGGGGGACGAGGCCGGAGAGAGCGUCGCGGCCAAGGUGCAGUGA
Molecule: messenger RNA, 1104 nt
Organism: Exophiala spinifera
Lineage: Eukaryota; Fungi; Ascomycota; Eurotiomycetes; Chaetothyriales; Herpotrichiellaceae
Exons: 4
Coding region: 1-1104 (367 amino acids)
Molecular function (GO): oxidoreductase activity; zinc ion binding
Source: RefSeq, a predicted model, not a curated record